Molecule: messenger RNA, 552 nt
Organism: Oikopleura dioica
Lineage: Eukaryota; Metazoa; Chordata; Appendicularia; Copelata; Oikopleuridae
Source: the annotation of a GenBank genome assembly
AUGGACUUGAAAAAUUCGCGUUUGAAAUCGUGCUGGAGACGGCAAGUUCUCCGGCGGCGUUUUGCCGAGGAUGUUGACUUAGAGAAGCCCGUUUCCUCACGAUUACUUGAUCUGCGAGCUGCCAGAAAGGCUCGAGAAAACAACUCUUCCAACGUUUCUACGCCCGACAGCGGGUUUGGAGAUGAGGACUACCAAAGACCUACCAUAGAACAAUCAUUGAGCAAACCUGAAAGUGAUUUUGAAAAGACUACAACGGAAAACAAGAGCUCUUCUCCAGUAACUGCGCCGGCUGUCGACAUCUGGAAAAUGAUUCAGGAACGAAAGCCGGAGCAUAAAACAGCGAAAAUUGAGAACGGAAAGGACAACUCGGAACAACUCAAAGGCUUGGAACAGGAAAAUCACCGAUUGAGGGACGAACUAGCUAACACAUGUCCGAAAAGCGAACUCAACGAGCUGAGGCGAAAACUGGAAGCAGCUGAAAGCGAGAUUACUGAUCUAAAAGCGCACGCCUCUCGCCGCCCCGCGCUGAAAGGUUUGUUUUAUACUUUCUAA